Hippocampus comes (tiger tail seahorse) is the source of this 2553-nucleotide messenger RNA. Its product is annotated as sodium- and chloride-dependent GABA transporter 2-like. Bases 333 to 2171 code for a protein of 612 amino acids. The transcript has 15 exons. The record is from RefSeq and is a predicted model, not a curated record. Gene Ontology annotation, cellular component: plasma membrane; cell projection. Gene Ontology annotation, molecular function: gamma-aminobutyric acid:sodium:chloride symporter activity. NCBI's taxonomy places the organism in Eukaryota, Metazoa, Chordata, Actinopteri, Syngnathiformes, Syngnathidae. Gene Ontology annotation, biological process: nitrogen compound transport; sodium ion transmembrane transport; amino acid transport.
CUCCAGAUUUCAAUUUCUGUUCAAUAGCAUAUGAUGCACAAAUGCCGCAAAUGACAAGGUCACACUUUUCGCAACUCGGGCGGUCUUCUAUGUCCGGCGCCAUCAAUUCCACUGUCAAGUGUAAGCGAUGCACUUUACUCGUAAGCGACCACAUGAUAGCAAAGACAGUGGAGGCUGGCCUAAGUUUAGCAUUUCAAGCCCAUGCCUCCUCCUUCUCCUUCUCCUCCUCCUCCCCACCACCCCCAACUCUGUACUUAAAUUCUAAAUCUUGAGCAUUUACUGCUAAACCACCUGAGGCAAGCGCGCACGUGAGGCAUACGAGGACAAAUUCAAUGAUGGGUGACGCUGCCAAGGCGGGCCUCCGCAAUGGCAUCGCCGUCCAGGCACCGGAGCCGCUGCCCCCCUCGGAGGUGAAGAUGGAGGAGAGGGGCCAGUGGAGCAACAAGGUGGAAUUCAUCCUGUCCGUUGCCGGAUCCAUCAUCGGCCUGGGCAACAUGUGGCGCUUCCCGUACCUUUGCUACAAGAACGGAGGAGGUGCCUUCCUCAUCCCGUACCUCAUCUUCCUAUUUGCCUGUGGCGUUCCCGUCUUCUUCCUGGAGACGGCCCUGGGCCAGUUCACCAGCGAGGGAGGCGUAACGUGCUGGAGAAAAAUCAGCCCCUUGUUUGAAGGUCUUGGCUAUGGCACCCAAGUGAUCGUGACCCUGCUGAACUUCUACUACAUCGUGGUCCUGGCUUGGGGCAUGUUCUAUCUGUCUUUCUCCUUCUCCUGGGAUCUGCCGUGGUCUUCCUGCAACAACUCGUGGAACACAGAAAACUGCGUGGAGUUCCAGAGGAGAAACGCUUCCGUCAACCAAACGAUCCCCCACAAUGCCACAUCUCCGGUCAUGGAGUUCUGGGAGAGACGAGCGCUGAGGAUCUCGCCGGGCAUCGAGCACAUGGGCUCGCUCCACUGGGACCUGGUCCUGUGUCUGCUCAUCGCCUGGGUCAUGUGCUACUUCUGCAUCUGGAAGGGGGUCAAAUCCACAGGAAAAGUGGUCUACUUCACGGCAACCUUCCCCUAUCUGAUGCUUAUCGUGCUGCUGGUGAGGGGACUCACCCUACCUGGUGCAGGGAUCGGGAUUCAGUUUUACCUCUACCCUGAUUUAGGACGUCUGGCAGACCCACAGGUAUGGAUGGAUGCCGGGACCCAAAUCUUCUUCUCCUAUGCUAUUUGCUUAGGCUCUUUGACAGCUCUAGGCAGCUAUAACAAAUACAACAACAACUGUUACAGAGAUUGCCUGGCCUUGUGCUUUCUAAACAGCGGCACCAGCUUUGUGGCUGGAUUUGCAAUUUUCUCCAUUCUGGGCUUCAUGUCUUAUGAGCAGAAUGUUCCCAUCUCUGAGGUGGCCGAAUCUGGCCCUGGUUUAGCCUUCAUUGCUUACCCGCGUGCUGUGACCAUGAUGCCCUUCUCUCCCCUGUGGGCCGCUCUCUUCUUCAUCAUGAUUGUUUUUCUCGGGCUGGACAGUCAGUUUGUGUGCGUGGAGAGCCUGGUGACCGCCAUCGUCGACAUGUACCCCGCCACCUUCCGCCGUAAAAACCGCCGGGAGCUUUUCCUCCUCGUUGUGGUCUUCCUCUCUUUCCUUGUGGGCCUCAUUAUGCUCAUGGAGGGUGGCAUGUACGUCUUCCAGCUCUUUGAUUACUACGCUGCUAGUGGCAUGUGUCUUCUCUUUAUGGGCCUCUUUGAGACCGUCUGCAUUGCCUGGGUCUACGGUGCUGAUCGCUUUUAUGACAACAUCGAAGACAUGAUCGGCUACCGUCCUGGGCCUUACAUCAAGUACUGCUGGAUGUUCUUCACCCCGGCCACGUGUAUUGGUACUUUUGCCUUCUCCCUCAUUAAAUACACUCCGCUAAAAUACAACAAUGAGUAUGUGUAUCCGUGGUGGGGCUACGUCAUUGGCUGGCUACUGGCUCUCUCCUCCAUGGUCUGCAUCCCACUGUGGAUGGCCUAUAAGAUCAGCACCACACAGGGAACGUUCAGGGAGCGCAUCCAGCUGCUCAUCACACCAUCUGAGGACUUGCCCAAAACCAAAAGAGAGCAAGAGAGGUUGCUGGCCAUUUUUGCCCCGGAGGAAGACAGCAGCAGGAAUAAAAAUGGCUACCAUCCUGUGUCGGAGCAAGAUUCAAACUUAUGAAGCACAAGUGGAGCCACACUGGUGGAUUUUGGUUCAGUUUUAAGAGCUGAAUAGAAUUAAAGUUGACAGUUGAAUCACGAAUAGCUUGCUUGGGAAUGCAGCCCACCCUCUGUAUCCAGUAGCGCUAUGCGGCUCCAAAGCCCUAUUUGUAUGAUAAUAUUGUAUUAUCAUGAGGUGAUUUGGCAUUUUUGUCCUUUGUAUUUCCAAGUAUGCAAUUUUAUUUUAUGAAAUUUGAUGGAAAUAUGCAAUGUCAACAAGAUUUCUGUGCUCACUGUUGUAGAACGACGACAUCAAUGAAGUCUCUUAUUUUAUACUGUGACAAAUUGUCUGUACAAAGAAAUUUCUAAGUGUCUUUUUAAAUAAACAUGUAAAAUCCAAGCUG